Molecule: messenger RNA, 249 nt
Organism: Rotaria sp. Silwood2
Lineage: Eukaryota; Metazoa; Rotifera; Eurotatoria; Philodinida; Philodinidae
Source: the annotation of a GenBank genome assembly
AUGCUGAAAGAUUGGUCUGAAGGGAGCAUUACAUCACCAUUUGCUAAUAAUACUUUUAUAUCACUUGAUACAGAAUUGCAGGCAUACCAAUGGUCAUUAACAAUUAAUCGAAGUCAAAUCUUAAAUUGGUUUAACACCUACUAUAUUGUACCAUCUUCUUCUGCAACUCUUGCAACAUCAAAUUGGUUGGAACAGUAUCAGUUAGGCCAAUGGCAAUCAUUUGAAGAGUUCGUUGUUUGGCAAAAAUGA